This is a messenger RNA of Lycium ferocissimum, 1482 nucleotides long. RefSeq lists its product as uncharacterized. NCBI's taxonomy places the organism in Eukaryota, Viridiplantae, Streptophyta, Magnoliopsida, Solanales, Solanaceae. The record is from RefSeq and is a predicted model, not a curated record. The transcript has 4 exons. The coding region runs from base 1 to 1482 and encodes 493 amino acids.
AUGUAUAGUGCAGGUGCAAACUGCAAUGGGAAUAUUUGGUUCUUUGUUAAUGACCAUGUGGAAGUACAUGUUGUAUCAGAUAUAGAACAAGAGAUUACUUUGAAGUUAUUUUUGCAGGAGCACAACAAAUAUAUGAUUACUAAUCUUGUAUAUGCUAAAUAUGAUGAUCAUGAGAGGUUGAAAUUAUGGGAUAGAGGAGAUUUUAAUGUGGUACUCAAUGACGAAGAGAAAAUUUGUGGCACUCCUAGUGUCCCUCAAGAUUAUGAAGACUUUGCUUUUUGUAUAAAUUCUCAUGAGUUAGAGGAAACAUCUUUCAAAGGUAGUCCAUUUACAUGGUGGAAUGGGAGGGCUAAAAAUAAUAGUAUAUAUGAGAGAUUGGAUAGGAUUGCAGUCAACUCACAUAUGCAGAAUUGGUUUGGAAACGUUGAGGUGGAACGCUUGUCUAGGACAGGCUCUGACUAUGCUCCAUUAUUUACCACUUUGGACAAUUGGCCUGGGGAUAGUGAUGGUAAUCUUGUUCUGAAUUUCAAGAAGAAGAUUAAACAAGUGAAAGGGGCAUUAUCAGCUUGGCGUAAAGUGGCUUUUAGUGACAUUUUCAAACAACUCAUCAUAAGGGAGGAGAUUGUGAGGGUGAAAGAACAGCUGUUUGAAGAUGAACCAACAGUGGAGAAUAGAUGCAUUCUGCAACUAGCACAAGCAGAAAUGAAGAAACAUUUGCAUUUUGAUGAAGAAUUUUGGAAACAAAAAUCUGGUUGUACCUGGUUUGCUGAGGGUGAUAAAAACACAAAGUUUUUCCAUAGUAUUGUCAAUGGUAGAAGAAAAAGGCUACAAGUGAAGAGAAUCCAGGAUGCUGAUAGAUUAUGGCUUGAGAAUAAGGAAGGGAUUGCUCAAGGUGCAGUGCAGUUUUUUCAAGAUCAGUUUACUCAAGAAGCUUAUAAUUCAGACUUCUCAACAAUCAAUAUUGUGCCCAAAUUAAUUACUGAUGAAUACAAUGAAAUGUUAUGUGCUCUUCCCACAGAAGAUGAAGUUAAAAAGGCAGCUUUUGAUAAGGUGAGAGUGCUUGUGGUCCAGAUGGAUUAUCAGAUUUCUCCCAACCAGUCUGGAUUUGUGAAGAAUAGAAGUAUCAUUGAUAAUGUUCUACUCACUCAAGAAACUGUCAUAGAUAUCAGAAAAAAAGGCAAGCCUGCUAAUGUGAUUAUCAAGCUAGACAUGACUAAAGCCUAUGAUAGAGUGUCAUGGCAGUUUUUAACCAAAGUUUUGGAGACUAUGGGAUUUGAUGGAGCAUUUGCGGAUCAGAUAUGGAGGUUACUAGCUAACAAUUGGUGCUCGGUACUAUUAAAUGGCCAAUCUCAUGGUUUUUUUCGCUCAACUAGAGAAGUGAAGCAAAGUGAUCCUUUAUCACCUACAUUGUUUGUUCUAGCUGCAGAUGUGCUAUCAAGAGCUCUUAACUCUUUAUUUGAUCAUGAACAAUACAAGGGGUAA